Messenger RNA from Cannabis sativa, 1701 nucleotides. Its product is annotated as MDIS1-interacting receptor like kinase 2-like. The transcript is spliced from 3 exons. NCBI's taxonomy places the organism in Eukaryota, Viridiplantae, Streptophyta, Magnoliopsida, Rosales, Cannabaceae. Bases 1 to 1701 code for a protein of 566 amino acids. The record is from RefSeq and is a predicted model, not a curated record. Gene Ontology annotation, molecular function: receptor serine/threonine kinase binding.
AUGGCAGAAACCCCUUUUCGUUUGAGGGGGGAUGUUAACACACUUCAAGUCUGUUAUUACAUCCCACCAGAAAUUGAAAAUCUACAACUCUUGUCAACUUUUGAUGUAAGCAACAACCAAUUAUCAGGAGUGUUGUCAUCUAACAUUUCCAGACUGAGUAACUUGGAGAGCUUAAGUGUUUUCACCAAUAAUUUCACUGGUAUGAUUCCUUCAGAGAUUGGAAACUUGAAGAAACUUAAAAGAUUGGAUCUUUCUAAGAACCAUCUCACUGGUCCAAUUCCAACCUCUCUAUGGAACCUAAGAAAUCUCAUCUUUGUGCGAAUUUUCGAAAAUAAUCUUUUUGGAACCAUUCCUCAAGAGAUUGGAAAUCUAAAACUUUUGUCAACUUUUGAUGCAAGAACCAACCAACUAUCAGGAGAGUUGCCAGUUAAUAUUUCCAGUCUUAGUAACUUGGAGGUGUUCUCUGUUCAUACCAAUAAUUUCUCUGGGACAAUCCCUAGAGACUUUGGGAAAAAUAAUCCUAAUUUGAAGAUCGUUAUGUUUGGAAUCAACAAUUUCUUUGGACAGUUGCCACAAGAUUUGUGUAGCGGCUUCAAUCUAGAGUAUUUGGGUGUAAAUAACAACAGAUUUACUGGGCAACUGCCCAAGUGCCUGAGAAACUGCACAAAAUUAAGAAGAGUAAGGCUUGAUGGAAAUCGAUUCAAAGGUGACAUAACCAAUGCAUUUGGUGUUCACCCACGCCUUAUUUCCAUGUUCUUAAACAACAACCAAUUCAUUGGUCAUGUUUCAAGUACAUGGGGACAAUGUCAGAAUCUCACCAGAUUACAGUUGGGUCAAAAUAAAAUCUUUGGAAGGAUCCCUUCAGAACUCGGGAGUUUGACAAAGUUGAAAGUUUUGAGCUUAGAUUCCAACGCGUUGAGUGGGGAAAUUCCAACUCAAUUAGGAAAUCUAAAAGUUUUGUACCAGCUUAAUCUCAGCAAUAAUCAUUUGACAGGCAAAAUCCCUACAAGCUUAUCAGGUUUGAGUGAGCUAGAGGUUCUUGAUUUUUCAGCAAACAAUUUAUCAGGUGAAAUACCACACUGGUUAGGUAAUUAUAAAGGAUUGGUGAGCUUAAACCUCAGUCAUAAUAUGCUAACUAGUGAGAUACCAACAGAGCUUGGAAAUUUGGUGUCUUUGCAACAUGUAUUGGAUCUCAGUAGCAAUUUACUCAUUGGAAAGAUUUCCUCAAGCCUCUCAAGGCUUACAAAGUUGGAAAUUCUCAACAUAUCUCAUAACCACUUGUCAGGUAAUAUUCCACACACAUUUUCCAACCUAAUAAGUAUAAGUUACAUCGAUUUUUCAUUCAACAACUUGACGGGUUCAAUCCCAACUGGAGGAAUUUUCCAAAAUGCAAGAACAAAUGCUUAUUAUUAUGGAAAUGUUGGUCUAUGUGGAAACUCUACAGGACUUAAGCCAUGCAAAACUCAUACCAGCAGAAGUAAAAGUGCUCUAAUUUUAAUUAUUAGUCUCGUUUGUGGCCUAGUUUUUGUUACUACCAUUGUAAUCGCUCUCAUAUUGUGCCAUAAAUUCAAAGUGUUAGAUAAACAAAGGAAAACUUCUAACCAAAAUGACACUCGCCAAUCAUUGAUGAUAUGGGAGAAGGAAGCAAAAUUCACUUUUGGAGAAAUUGUAGAGGCAACAGAAAACUUUGAUGACAAUUAA